AUGGCCGACGAGCUCUUUGACGGCGCGUCGUUGAGCGCCCCGCGCACGGCCCGCCCGCGUCCGUUCACGUGGGACGAGCGACGUCAGCUGUGCAGCGACAUCUCCAACUUGGCGCCGCCCGACCUGUCCGGUGUGCUGCUUCUGAUCCGCCAUCACGUACAGGUGCUCGAGAUGCACGAGCUUUUGCCAUACAAACAGCGUGUGCAGCCCUGGGACGCACAGAAGCAGCUGAAGACACAAGCAGGCACGCGACUACAUGGCCUGAGUAUACCAAGCGAUGAAGUGCCGGGCGAGCCUCAAUUGCAGUGCACGUUCCGACUCGAUCACGCCGACGAGGAGCUCCUGCAGCAGCUCCGUCAGUACGUGGACGACUGCUACGUGCCCCACUUUGUGCCGAAGGAGUGCUGCAGUAUCUGUGAAGGCCUCUGGUCGUGCGGUCGGGUGCUCUACUGCGGGAACGACUCGUGUUCUGUGCGUGUGCACGAGGAAUGCUUUGGCGUGGUCCUGAAAGAGCACGACAACGGGCCGUGGCGCUGUCCGUCGUGCCUCCUCGGCAAACAGCUCACGUGUGCCGUCUGUAUGCAGUCGGGAGGUCCGCUGAAGCCUGUCGCCAUGUCGGAGGGGUCCUCUAGUGACGAACAAAAGUGGGUGCACGUGCUCUGUGCCCUUGCGAUUCCGGAGCUGGUGAUGCGAGAUGUGCCCAGUAUGGAACCAGUAGACGGCUUUGACGAGAUUGAGAAUGGCAGGUUUCGCUACUUGUGCGCGAUCUGCCGCAAACGCGGCGGCGCGUCGGUCAUCUGUGAAGCCGAGAACUGCAAUGUGGGCGUCCACCCACAGUGUGCAGCGGAUGCUGGACUCAUGAUUGGCAACGAGGCCAACUUGCUUGGCGUGUACUGCGACAAGCACUUGCCUGCCUCGCGCAUUCCUGGCGCCAAGCGCUGGAUCAGUGACGAAGAUCUCGUGGAAGAGAUAAUGAGCGAGUACUCGAUCGACGUAGGCUUCGACGAUGAGGAACUGGACCCGUCGUCGUACAGUGACGCUGAGCGGUAUGCCUUUGUGCUUGAAUCGACGCCGUAUCUGCACAUGAAGCAGCACUUGCUAGGCGCUACCGCAACGCUUCAGUUUGGCACGACACCGUUGUCUGCAGCAUGUACUGGUUCAGGUGACAUCAGCCGCAAGACACUUGCAGGAGCCAAGAUUACCGCGAAUGCGUACACCCCGCCGGCGAUGGUCGUUCAGGGCAUGGCCACACAAAGACCGAUUGUUUUUCCGCCGGCAGACGCGAGUGCGAACGAAGAGCGUCUGGGUCUGCCUGAAUUUCCGAAAGGAAGACAUGUGGUUGGAGCUAUCUUGGACUUUCUAGUCAAGGCACAGAACGAGUGGAAACGCGCGCGCGUGCUGCAAUGGGACAGCAAGAAGAACAUGCACCUGGUGCAGCUAGUGGCGUCUGGGCAGAAGCUUUGGGGGAAGCUGGACGCAGACAACGCGUUGAUUUUGUACCUCCCGGACGAGGAGAACCUCGUGGACGGUCCGAUUGUAAAGCUCAUUCGUCCAGUGACCCAGGGCUCUGUGCAAUGGCGUCCAAAGCCGCGUCAGUUCGCACGGGUAUCAUAA
Messenger RNA from Hyaloperonospora brassicae, 1614 nucleotides. The record is from the annotation of a GenBank genome assembly. NCBI's taxonomy places the organism in Eukaryota, Oomycota, Peronosporomycetes, Peronosporales, Peronosporaceae.